This is a messenger RNA of Manis pentadactyla (Chinese pangolin), 7181 nucleotides long. RefSeq names its product taurine up-regulated 1 (gene TUG1). The record is from RefSeq and is a predicted model, not a curated record. Lineage: Eukaryota; Metazoa; Chordata; Mammalia; Pholidota; Manidae. Bases 1 to 849 code for a protein of 282 amino acids. The transcript has 6 exons.
AUGUCGGAGUGCAAAUGGCACAGCGAUCAGGCCCUUUCCGGGCCCCGGGCCCGUGGCCGCCUCCUAACGGUGAGGAGGCGCUCUUGGAACCAUGUGCUGCCUCCGCCGCUGCCGCCGCCGCCGCCGCCUCCGCGAGACCAGCCGCCCGCGCGCCGCGCUGGAGAUGUUGACAGGACUGAGCGUCACGAAAUUCGGCGUUUAGGGUUUUUCCGCCACCGCUGCCACAGCCGCCACAGCCACCGCUUUGUCUUCGCUGGCUCACACAACCUGGACAGCCACGCACACUCCCCGACGCCCAAGUCCCCGAGGCCUCCGCGGCGCAUUCGGCCAAUCACAGAGACGCAGAUUCUCCCGCCCCCGCUUCGAUGCGACGCCUCCGGAUUGCUCGAAGAAGCCCUGGCGCGCCCUCCCCCCCUCCCCGGUCUGGUAGGGCGAAGGAGCGGGCGCGCGGUCGAUCGAGCGAUCGGUUGGCGGCUCUUUCUCCUGCUCUGGCAUCCAGCUCUUGGGGCGCAGGCCCGGCCGCCGCGGCGCGCGCCCGGUGGCCGUUGGCGCUCGCGCCGAGUCUUUCUUCUCGUACGCAGAACUCGGGCGGCGGCCUAUGCGUUUGCGAUUCGACGAGGAGUCGUCCGGGUGGUCGGUGGCGGCGGGCAGCUGCUCCGCCCCGCUCCUGGGGAGGCGGCGGCGGCAGGAUUUGGCGCGGCUGGGGAGGCAGGGGUGGCUGGGCCCGGCCUGGAGGCCUGGCGCCAUCCUUCGGGGCCUGCAAGGACCCAGUUGGGGGGACAAGAGGGGGCCGGGGGAUGGUUGGUGGUGGGCUUCCUACUUUGCCUUUUCCUCCUUAUGCCGCCUUAGUGAGGGGCGGGAGCUCAGGCGGCAGCUCCGGGGUGGGGAGACGAGCUUCGGAGUCGGAAGAGCUGGGUUUGCUUCCGGGCCUAGCCACCAGCUGGCCGAGUGACCUUAGGCAAAUCACUCAUUUGCGCCUCAGUUUCCUCAUCUGCCUAUCAAUGUUUGCGGGGUUUGAAAGCGCUUAGUAAACUAAAGCGUCGGUGUAAGAGAUGAUUAUCUUUUGUAAUGGGUUGUUUGUUUUUCCCGAGUUGUAAGAAAACAUAGCAAUUGCCCAGUCCUUGAAUUCAGAAGCUUGGAAUCAUGGAUUGGAAUUGGAGAUCCCCAGACUCCCUGAAAUUGUAUGCAGAAAUUAGUGGCAACAUGCAUUUUAGGGGAAUGAAGAUCCAUUCGCCAGCAAGUUCAAAAGGGGCUGGUCAUGACCCAGAAGAGUUAAGAACCGCAAUUCCUUAAUGCCACAGAGAGGAAACUGAGGCCUAGAUGUCAUUUGGGACCCUUCAUAACCAAUUUGAAACUCCCGUUUGAAUCCCUGGGAUAUGUGAGAUGUUUUCUAUGCAUAAUGGAUGUUCGGGGUAACAACACUCCACUGCUUGGCUUCUGAGUUGACUUUCCUUUCACAUGGGGUGCCUGAAGGGUGGCUGAUGCAUAUGGUACAAAGGCACCCAAUGUAAAGCAGCUAAAACUAGGAAUGGAUGUGUACUUGAGUGUCAAGAAGGCUACUGAAACUUUGGCCUAACAACUCUUGGCUUUCUGCUGCUUUCCUGGUGCCUGACUACCUUUCUGUUUCAUUGACCAUUUUCCACAACCAUGGCUGCCAUCCAUUACUUCUAUUUUAUAUUCCUUGUCUGUGUGGUUGGUAGUGAGCAGGCUUAUUUUUAAAUGAUGCUGCCAAGUCCAGCUAAUUAAUGGUGCAGAUGGAUUUGUAGUAAGCUGUCUCACUGGAAUAGAAAAUGAACCAGGCACAGAAUUCCUGAAGAUGUUUGGGGGUUUGUCUUUAUUAACUGAAGGUUACAUUCUCUGAAAAAUUUUGUUAGAACUUCUGCUGAACCUCAGAAUCAGUGGAUUUGGAAGUGUUUGGAAGCUUAACUUUUUCCUGGCCUGCUUUGUAUUCUGUUCGUUUGCAAGUGUGUUACUAAGAUGGCUAAAAUGCCAGUUUUUGCUUCUUUGUUUAAUUGUCAGCUGCUUUUAUCCAAUUCCAGGCCGUUAUCCAGCAAACACUAUUGAAAUGUUUGAACACUUGGAUUUCAAACAUUUUCGUUCUGUGGAGUGGUGCUUACCAGUGGUACAACUCUAAGCAAGCAAACACAAACACAUUUAAAUGUAUUUUUUCUGGUUAGAUGUUAGCCAGUUCUGCUAUUUCAUACAAAGUCUGAAAAAAAUCAGUUGACUUUCCCUUUACUUAAAGGGCAGAGACAAGUGGUCUCACUUCCAGAGAAAUGACUGUUUCAGAGAAAAAUGUGUUGGUCUUUCAGCUCUUUGGUAAUUAAAUCUGGAUGUACCUCAAAAGAAUCUUAAGACUGUGGUGGUAAGAUGCUUUCCUCAAGAGAAAGGAGGGAAAAAACAAGUGGAACUCAAAAGCUUGAAAUUUCUAUGACAAAAUAAGAGCACAUCCAAGAUAGGAGUUGAAAGGGUGUCACUACAGUGUUCUGCACUAGCUGAAGCAGAUGUCUUUCAGCGUAGCCAUGGUAUGGACUCCAGAUUUCCAGAUUUUCAAGAAAUGAACCUGCGACCUGAAGAGCUUUUCAAGAUGUGACAGGAGCCUCUGACGCUGGAUAUUUUUAUUUUGAGUUUUGAGACUGUUGACCUUGCUUUGAGAAAAAAGACAACUGAGCACCUACGGCCACCAGCGCUGUUGCUGGAAAUUCGAAGACCUUAGUUUCUGUCUGCCCUUCAGUGCAAAUUCUGGCAACAUUCCAUCCCAAGUGAACUACGUCCUGUGCCUCCUGAUUGCUGCGUGUUUACCUGGACCUUCUGACCACCUUCCUUGUGCUAUUCCAUCAGCCUGAAGAUCUGGUACCUGGAUUUUUUCCCAUGGUGAUUCCUACCACCUUACUACUGAAGAAGACACCAUUCCAGUGAACCACUGUGACCCAGAAGGCAUUCAGCCAUCAUGAUGUGGCCUUCACCUCUACUUCUGCCCUGUUCUACCCAGAUUCAUUCAGCACAGCCCUUUAAAGUGAAGUCAAAUUCCUCAGGCCAAAUAGCUGAAGCUAUUUUAUCUUAACAGAGGCCCAGUUUGUUCCUUGAGUAUGCAUUUUGUUUCUCCAGUUAAAGCCUUCAGAGACACCUAAUAAAUUUGGACCAGGGGAUUAUCAACACUGUUCGAAGAAUGGCAACACCUUUUUGAGAAUGACAUUGGACUACACCGCACAAUCUUACAUGGUUGAAGGUUGUGAAGUGUCUAGGAUCCCAUCCAGGUCACUGGACCCUGUUCUUUUUCCACUUCAAACCUCUAGUAGCCUACUGAAUGAGCAGAUACUCUGACCCAUUGGGAUCAAAACAAAGGCACAGUGAACUCUUCAUACCAUCUUCUUUGGGAUUACUCAGGAACCAGAACUUUACACACAAAUCUAAGAAAUUCUGCCAAGGAAUCCCUUUACCUAACAGCAUCUCACAAGCUCCAGUCAGAUUCCAGAAAAGGCCUCUUGAUACAUCCAGCAUUUUGUGAACAACUUACUCUUAGAUCAUUGGUUUUCCAAAGGCUUUGUGGCCAUGAAGCCCUUUGAAUGAAAACUCUGUGGAAGCCCAGAAUAAAAGUGGAGCUACUCUAGAUGAAGCAGGAGUGGGGGGCCUGAAAUCUGCCACAAGCAUCUUCCUUUACCAGCAUGGUGACACCUAAGGAGACUUCUUUACAACACCUAGAAUUCUUCAGAACACAGUUUGAAAACCACUGCCCUAGAAAACAGUAUGUUUGACCUGAAUGGCAUUCUGAUCUGUACUUCUACCCAACACAGCCCAUGUUUAGUUGAUGCUGAACAUUCUUAGGAAUGCUUAACUGUGGGCAAACUCAGAAAAGUGUAAGAAGAUGGGCAUAUCUUUGCCCCCAAGAGUAGUCAUACGGUCUGAAAGUGGUAUCAGAUGGACCUAGAUUAACAGCUCUCUACCCCAAGAAGGACUUCAAAUGAGGAGUGAUUCCUGGAAUUGGAUACAGCCAGAGGGCAAUUCAUAGUAUUUUACACUGACAUACCCCCUGGCCCAACUUCUUUCACAAAUACCGUAUGCUCUAGUGGUACUUGAAAUACAUGAUUUUGAAGUCUUGAGCCUCCUUGGAUACCUGAAUCACCAGGUAUUGAAGCUGGUAUUGAAGUUGAUGCCUCAUUGAGGCCAUAUUAGAUCAACUUACACAUUAGACCUCCCAUCAUCAGCCAUGGUACUCUACUUUGUGUGCAAGCGAUAACUGUUAACUGAAAGCAGAACUCAAAAUAUUGGCAACAUUACCUAAAAGGGUACCUAGUUAUCAUUCACCUUACUCUCAAACUAUAAGUUACUAUGAUUCAACCAGUGGCAGUUAUUCUGCACCUUGGUUUUUAUUCAGUUUAACUGCUGUUUCCAGGAUAAAUGAGCUAAUAAAGUUGAAAAAAAAUACCUCCAUCACUGGCUUAUCUGCCUAUUCUGCUCCAAAAUUAUGAAUACUCAGCUCUAACUACAUGUACACCUGAUCCACAAGAGACCAUCUUUGAACAUCCUUCUCACGUGUGUGAUUUAAAAUAUAGCCAUUUGGAAAUUUUUCUUCUAGCCAAUGAGAGAUGUUCUUUUAAGACAGGUCUUUUGAUUUCUGGUAUCAUCAACAGUAGGUGCUAGGGAUAUUUGGAGGUAGGCCAUUUGACCAGGUCAUGAUAGCUUACUUGCUGAGCAUCUCAAAUUGCAUGUCAUCUGCCUUUCUGCUGGAAAUGUAGGCUGACUUGAAAAAAAUCUACAAAGCUGUGCAGCUAAGGAUUUUAUCACUAGACUUACGAGUUUCCUGCUGCUGUUUCUGAAUGUCACAAGACUACAGCCCUUUGUCCUUAGGGAUGUUUUAUGGAAUUUCAUCUGUCUCAAUACUGUUUUACACUGAUUCAAAGAGGCUUACUUCAUUCCUUGCCAUGAGAUACUCUGAGACACUAAGAACAACUUACAUGUUUCUGCAGGAAGGAUUUGUUUCAUGAAUUCCCAGACCAGAUCAUGUCAAACAAGUAGACUUUGAUUUGUGUCAUGAGAAAAAUCUUUUUUUACUUCACAGUCAACUUAGAGGCCAGCUGUUCUCAACUACUAUAAUGAAUGCACUAGAUAAAUAUUGGAAAUGGUUUAUUUAUAUCUUUGUCGUCCUAGACUAAAUGUGGUUACAUAAUUUGGUCUACAAAUCGUCAAACAAGCUCUAAGUCUGGCUAGACUGUUCACCUUCAACAAAUACUAUUUGUAAAGAAGAAGUUACCUACAAACUCAAUUUUUUUACUGUCUUCAAAAUGUCAGCUCAGUUUUCUGUUUUUUUAAUAGAAAAAGACAUUGAUCUACACUGCCAGUCAUUCCCUUUAAUCCUGUCAAAAUGAGGGACUUAAGGUGAGGAUGAUCAUCUGUUCAAGAGUCUAAUGUACACUGUAUAAGAUUUGGUAGAUGAAGAAUCAAAAUGCCUAAAACUCAAACCAAGGAUCUUUCUUACGUUCUCCAUGCCUCGGAUUUCAUCUAAAUCUUUCAGCAACACUGCUCAACCAGUCUGAGGCCUUGACUUGUUUAUAAGAUGAUUCUCAGAAAUAGGCUGAGUUACAGAAGAUGGAGCCUUAAUUACCAAAGAAAGUAUGGUCAACCUUGAUGAACCUGGCUCUCCCAACCCUAUCACUCCCAGAUGUAGCAUAGACUCAUAAACAGAACCUGAAGUCUGGAUUGAGGAUAUAGCCACCUUCAGAGCUGAAAGUUCUUGGGCAGAUGGGCAGGAAAAUGAAAGCUACUGUACCUGACUGACCCUUUAAGAUCAGAAAAUUGUAUCCAGAAGAAACCCUAUGGAAACCCUGGAGUACUCAGGGUAAAAACUAAUUUACGGAGCCUUGAUAUUAAUCUGCCUGUUCUUCCAGGUCAUAUCGUGUCUGUUGGUAUGGCUGGCCCUGCUGAAGGUACCCGACUUGCAUUUUUACCUGACUCAGCCCUUCCUUACUGUUUUUGACAUGUUGAUGCAUUCUGACUGGCUGUCCUUGAGAAGAUGAAAACUGAUCUCAGCUGUUCUUACAUCUAGUUUUGAACAGAAGCAACCUGCACCUUUAUCUUACUAGACUUAAUGUUCUCAACAAUGAGGACCAUGCUGCAUACUCCUUUUUUUUUUUUUUUUUUUUAAUGUAGAGUAAGCUUCUAUAUGUCUAUAUAGUUGAUCAUUUUCAGCACCUGGGACCCUUUCUACCGGAUCUGAAGGAUUACAGCAGAUCAAAAGCGCUGCCCAUUCCUCUCUUCUGCAAUAAUACAGAGAUGAGUCUGAUUCACCAGUACUCACAGAAAUGUACCAGUUCAACUAGGCAAAAGACUUAAACCCAAGAAAACUUUUCCACUGCACUUAAAAAUUACCACUGACUUGAAUAGCCUCACUGUACUAUUUGCCAGUUAGGGGCUAGUUAUGCUUCAUGUCAGCAAGACAGUUAAGCUCUCAGACUAAUGACCACUGAGUUUACUUCAAUUGAAAUUCUAUAAUCAUCCAAAGUAUGCCGUUGGACAUGAUUAUUCCAUUCAAAUGGAUUAUAAGCUUCCUGAGUACAGGACAAACAUAGUCCUCAAAAAUUUUUUCAGAAUACUUUUAUUAUCAAGGAAGUAACAAUGCCAUUUGUUACUGUUCACCUUUAUGAGCAGCGAUGAAACUUUUUGACUAUCUGGUCUUAUCGUUGACAUCAGUUGUUUUGAUUGACCAGCAUCCAUUCCAUCCCUGAUGUUUCUUGGAACCACCUCUUCCUAUUUUCAGGCCUUGUGGUUCAGACAGUCUGACCUACCCUUAGGCUUCAUGGAGGGAAAUGCAAUUCAGAUCUGAUCAGCACAGUCCAUCUCCUUGACCAUAGUGAUUGGUUCAGGAAUGAUUCAUGUGAUUCAGAUUGAUCCAGUGAUGCUCAGUCCUGAGUUUUUCUGAACUGUGGAGGAGAAGCUCAGAAGCUCUCUUUACUGAGGUUGCUUUGCUUUGUAGGAUGAAACGCUCAAACCAGCAGGGCCUACCAUAUCAAAUGAGCCAGUCAGAGAAUGAAGCCAGUGUGAAGGGAAGUGGAGCCAAAUGAUGGAGAGACUUGAGUCCUGACGACAAUGUUUGUGCCCCUGGAUCCAACCGUGCCUGAAGCUAGUAUAUCCCCUGGACUUUUCAGUUAUGUGAACCAAUAAAUAACCCUCUUUUGCUUAAAUUA